CUAAACCCACAACAGUAAAAUCAGUCUGUAUAUGCAGUAAAGCAUGCUUGUUAUACUCACCAUGGAACCUAAGGGGUUAAUCCUCUGCAUUGUGUAAAAAUGCUGUUUGAUCCUGUCUUCUCUGCCCUCCUCUUGUUACCUGAUACAGACUGAACCUGUGGUCACAUGCUCAGUUCGGUGUGUAUUGCUAGAGAGGUUUAUUUUUUUUGGGAGGGUGCAUGUGAUCAGCACAGGACCAAUCAGCACUGUCCAUACAGAGGUCAAGGUUUCACAUCCUCCUUGAGC
Molecule: messenger RNA, 285 nt
Organism: Staurois parvus
Lineage: Eukaryota; Metazoa; Chordata; Amphibia; Anura; Ranidae
Source: the annotation of a GenBank genome assembly